Messenger RNA from Homalodisca vitripennis (glassy-winged sharpshooter), 1172 nucleotides. Its product is annotated as ADP-ribosylation factor-like protein 6-interacting protein 4. The coding region runs from base 526 to 1080 and encodes 184 amino acids. NCBI's taxonomy places the organism in Eukaryota, Metazoa, Arthropoda, Insecta, Hemiptera, Cicadellidae. The record is from RefSeq and is a predicted model, not a curated record. The transcript is spliced from 2 exons.
CUUUUUUGUGUAAGAUUGAGGUUAAGUUUGUUUAAUCGUGUAAUUUGUAUAGGUUGUUUCCAACUCUAUACUUAUAUCCGUUUACUCAUUACAUGGUGUGAAAUACUUGCAAGUGAAAUACAUAGUGAUAAAAUAAAAUGUAUUAUUAUUUACUCGUAUAAUCAUUAAUGUGAAAUCCAAACUAUUAGAAAAAAGGCAUCCGUGAUUACCUGCAGGGCAGAUAUAAGACACAAGUGGUAAUGACAAUAGCAAAGUUGUUUAACUAUAUGUUUUAUAGCUAGUCAGUUAUUGUACUGUAGUGUAAUAAUAAUUCGUAUGGACCAAAAUAUUAAAGAUUAGGUUUGUUAUUUUUUAAUUAAUUAUUAGUCUAUUAUUGUUUUGAAACUGGCUUGUUAAAUGUAAUUAAAAUACAUUAUUGGAUUUUAAUAUUAGGGUUUCUGUUGCUAUUUCAAACAUUUACAUCUACAAGCCACACAGUUAUGUUGAAUUAUUCUCAAUUUAUUAAGUUUGCUAAUUGAUCUUGUGAUGGAAGGAAAUUCAUCUCAAGGUAAAAUUACAAGUACUAUUGUUGUCAGCAAACAUGAUACAAGUCAAAACUCAGUUGUAACCAAAAAGAGGAAAAAGUCAAGGAAAGAGAGCAAAAAAAGAAAAUAUUCUUCAAGCAGUGGGGAAUCAGAAGAUGAAUCAUCACUAAAACAGUUUAAAACCAAACACAAGAAGUGCAAAAAGAGACAUAAACAUGUUAAAGAUAAAAAGAAUAAAACUAGUAAGCUUAAAGAUGUACACUUACAAAAGUGUGACGUGAAAGAUAUAGAGGAAGCAAUUAUAGGGCCUGAUAUCCCUGGUGACUUACUGAAAAAAGCUCAGUCAAUGGCUCCAAUGUCAAAGGAAGAGUGGGAAAAACAGCAAAAUACAAUUCGAAGAGUCUAUGAUGAAGAGACCGGCAGGACAAGACUUAUUCGGGGAGAAGGCGAAAUCAUAGAGGAGAUUGUUAGCAGAGAACGACAUAAAGAAAUCAAUCGUCAAGCAACAAGAGGAGAUGGCGAGUUUUUCCAGUCAAACCUUAAGAAAUGGAUUUAAUUGGUGAAAAUAAUACCCAGCAAGGACAUGAAGUGCACAUAGGAGAUGUAAUAGUUAUAAGUAUCGAAGAUAUUCUUUAUUUCUUAAGCCAA